Molecule: messenger RNA, 1786 nt
Organism: Dromiciops gliroides (monito del monte)
Lineage: Eukaryota; Metazoa; Chordata; Mammalia; Microbiotheria; Microbiotheriidae
Gene: CDPF1
Product: cysteine rich DPF motif domain containing 1
Exons: 4
Coding region: 136-513 (125 amino acids)
Source: RefSeq, a predicted model, not a curated record
GUGGCGGGACGCAGCGGGCGGGAGGCGGGACGAGGCCUUGUUGAGCAGCAGGGUGCCCUCCAUUCUGGGCUGGGCUGUCACGCUCCGUCUCGAAAGGACCUCAGGCCGACAGCCCCAGGAGCCCGGAGGAGCGAGAUGGCGUCUUCCAGUGAGCGGGCACCUGGAGGGACAUUUGAAUGCCAGUUAUGUGGCUUGACAGCGCCGUACAGCUACGUGGGGCAGAGACCCCCCAACUCCCGCACUGUCGUGCUCUUGGAGCAAUGCUAUGUGCUGAGGGACCCCUUCACCUCGGACCCGGACAAAUUCCUGAUCCUCGGCUCACAGUGUAACCUCUGCAGCAAGCUGGUGUGCGCAGGCCCGGAGUGUAGUUUAUUCUACUCGAAAAGAUUUUGCCUCCCCUGUGUGUGUGAGAACCUCAGCGCUUUCCCUCAGGAGAUACAGCGAGACGUGGAGAAGAGAGGGGCUCUGUCCAGAGCUGUGUCCAGGAAGCUUGACUCGAGGGCCUCACUGUGAGGUUGGGCAAGAACAGAGGCCCUGGCCAUCCCAGGCUGUCGCGGCACUUUUCUUCCACGUUGUUCCGCGGACAAGGCCCGAGGGGAUGUGCAGUUCUCUUGUGGCUUCUAAAGGGGCUACAGGUGUCCAGGACCCCUUGUGGGUGUCUCACACGUUGCUGUGGUCACUGCCUCCAGCCCCGGCUAUCAGUGGGGGUUCUGGCUUCAGUUGGGCCCCAGAGGUGGAACCAUCGGCCCAGUCUAUGUCAUCAGGGGCCGCUGAGCAGGCGAGCCCAGGACAAUCCUUGCCCUUGGCGUCCAUCCACAGGGGCUGAGAGAGAGCCAGUUGAGGCCUGCUCCUCUCUUCACCUGGCAGGGGAGGCGAGCACAGGCCUUCUCCAGCAGCUCUAGACCUUUGCCUCCCGUAACCAGACUCUUCCCUUCGCCCCCAUGGUGGGGGAGCGCCUUGGCUCCUCAGCAGUGGUUGGGUAGCAAGGGUCCAGGGCAGCUGCCCCUUAGGACAUCACUUUCUAUGACCUCCUGCAUGUCAUUCCCAUUUUCAUUCAUCUGGAGUUUUCAGACUCAGUAGCAGUCUAAGGCAGCAGCAGAAAUAUGCCAGAGACUCUCCACAAGCACUGGAUUCCAUCUUUGUCUCCUCAGGGCCAGGGCCAGGCCCAUCGAUGGGGGCUGGUGAGGGUCCGUUGGACCUCUCGGCAGGGGCAGGGGCAGGGCUCUGCCUUUGUGGCUUGGAUGUCAUUCGCUUUUUGUGAGCUUUAUGUUGGGAUGGGAUCUGACCUAUUUUAAAACGACCUUGUUUUUAAAAGUUAGAAGCAAAGAGGAUAACAAGUUUUCCCUCAUGGUACCAGAUUUAAUUCUAACAUCAUGUUGUUAUUCCAAGUGCCUUAUACAAGCUGCUUGAGUUGAAGGACUUUGAGGACCACAGGGGAAAGAGAACCAGGUUUCAAUCCAGUCUAUGUCCAGUAGGUGGGAAUUAAUGAGGAAAACCUGUAGUGUAAGAAGAGUCUCACUUCACACGGAGAAUCAGCCACUGCGAUCCCCUCAAAUCAACAGAGCACUAACAACUCGCCAGUUGACUUUUAAAAAUAGUUUAUUCUUUUAAAAACCUUUUAAGGCAAACUGUAGCUUGAAAUUAGCUCUUUACAUUCAUCAGUCUUACAGUAUGACAUCCCAAGGACAUAAGUUCCUAUGAAGUCAAGCUAUAAUCAUUAGUGGAUACUCAGUUCAGUCCCUUCUUAGUGAGUGAAAGCUCAUAACAAAAGAUAAAAAAUUGAAAA